AUGAGUGGCCGACGCAGUGUCACCGGGUCCAUGCCACAUGGAAGGCAGGACACCCAUCGCAUACUCAAGACUCCAGACACCCAUCGCAUACUCAAGACUCCAGACACCCAUCGCAUACUCAAGACUCCAGACACCCAUCGCAUACUCAAGACUCCAGACACCCAUCGCAUACUCAAGACUCCAGACACCCAUCGCAUACUCAAGACUCCAGACACCCAUCGCAUACUCAAGACUCCAGACACCCAUCGCAUACUCAAGACUCCAGACACCCAUCGCAUACUCAAGACUCCAGACACCCAUCGCAUACUCAAGACUCCAGACACCCAUCGCAUACUCAAGACUCCAGACACCCAUCGCAUACUCAAGACUCCAGACACCCAUCGCAUACUCAAGACUCCAGACACCCAUCGCAUACUCAAGACUCCAGACACCCAUCGCAUACUCAAGACUCCAGACACCCAUCGCAUACUCAAGACUCCAGACACCCAUCGCAUACUCAAGACUCCAGACACCCAUCGCAUACUCAAGACUCCAGACACCCAUCGCAUACUCAAGACUCCAGACACCCAUCGCAUACUCAAGACUCCAGACACCCAUCGCAUACUCAAGACUCCAGACACCCAUCGCAUACUCAAGACUCCAGACACCCAUCGCAUACUCAAGACUCCAGACACCCAUCGCAUACUCAAGACUCCAGACACCCAUCGCAUACUCAAGACUCCAGACACCCAUCGCAUACUCAAGACUCCAGACACCCAUCGCAUACUCAAGACUCCAGACACCCAUCGCAUACUCAAGACUCCAGACACCCAUCGCAUACUCAAGACUCCAGACACCCAUCGCAUACUCAAGACUCCAGACACCCAUCGCAUACUCAAGACUCCAGACACCCAUCGCAUACUCAAGACUCCAGACACCCAUCGCAUACUCAAGACUCCAGACACCCAUCGCAUACUCAAGACUCCAGACACCCAUCGCAUACUCAAGACUCCAGACACCCAUCGCAUACUCAAGACUCCAGACACCCAUCGCAUACUCAAGACUCCAGACACCCAUCGCAUACUCAAGACUCCAGACACCCAUCGCAUACUCAAGACUCCAGACACCCAUCGCAUACUCAAGACUCCAGACACCCAUCGCAUACUCAAGACUCCAGACACCCAUCGCAUACUCAAGACUCCAGACACCCAUCGCAUACUCAAGACUCCAGACACCCAUCGCAUACUCAAGACUCCAGACACCCAUCGCAUACUCAAGACUCCAGACACCCAUCGCAUACUCAAGACUCCAGACACCCAUCGCAUACUCAAGACUCCAGACACCCAUCGCAUACUCAAGACUCCAGACACCCAUCGCAUACUCAAGACUCCAGACACCCAUCGCAUACUCAAGACUCCAGACACCCAUCGCAUACUCAAGACUCCAGACACCCAUCGCAUACUCAAGACUCCAGACACCCAUCGCAUACUCAAGACUCCAGACACCCAUCGCAUACUCAAGACUCCAGACACCCAUCGCAUACUCAAGACUCCAGACACCCAUCGCAUACUCAAGACUCCAGACACCCAUCGCAUACUCAAGACUCCAGACACCCAUCGCAUACUCAAGACUCCAGACACCCAUCGCAUACUCAAGACUCCAGACACCCAUCGCAUACUCAAGACUCCAGACACCCAUCGCAUACUCAAGACUCCAGACACCCAUCGCAUACUCAAGACUCCAGACACCCAUCGCAUACUCAAGACUCCAGACACCCAUCGCAUACUCAAGACUCCAGACACCCAUCGCAUACUCAAGACUCCAGACACCCAUCGCAUACUCAAGACUCCAGACACCCAUCGCAUACUCAAGACUCCAGACACCCAUCGCAUACUCAAAUAA
Messenger RNA from Diatraea saccharalis (sugarcane borer), 1881 nucleotides. NCBI's taxonomy places the organism in Eukaryota, Metazoa, Arthropoda, Insecta, Lepidoptera, Crambidae. The record is from the annotation of a GenBank genome assembly.